GGGUCGGGCCGAGCUUUGCGCUGCCGGCAGCUGCGGGGACAUGGCGGCCGAGCUGAGCUGAGCUCCGGGUGGGGCGGCUGGAGGGACAUGGCGGCGCUGCGGGCCGCCCUGCUGGGUGCCCUGCUGGGAUGCACGGCAGCGGCCCUCAUCCCCUUGGCCGACGUGAAGGUGGAGGUGCUGCAUAAACCCUUCCUAUGCCACCGCAGGACCAAGUGGGGGGACCUGAUGCUGGUGCACUACGAGGGAUUCCUGCAGAGCGACGGAUCCAUGUUCCAUUCCACUCACAAACAUAACAAUGGCCAUCCUAUGUGGUUUACACUUGGCAUAAGAGAAGCCAUCAAAGGCUGGGACAAAGGUUUGAAGGACAUGUGUGUGGGAGAGAAGCGGAAGCUAACUAUUCCACCAGCCCUUGCUUAUGGAAAAGAAGGGAAAGGAAAAAUUCCACCUGAGAGCACACUGAUCUUCAAUAUUGACCUUCUAGAAAUUAGGAAUGGACCCAGAUCACAUGAGUCAUUUCAGGAGAUGGAUCUUAAUGAUGACUGGAGGCUGUCCAAGCAAGAGGUGAAAAUUUACCUGAAGAAAGAAUUUGAGAAGCAUGGAGCAGUGGUAAAUGACACCCAGCACGAUGUUUUGGUUGAAGACAUUUUUGAUAAAGAAGAUGAAGACAGUGAUGGGUUUAUAUCUGCAAGGGAAUUCACAUACAAGCAUGACGAGCUGUAGAAAAGGGUGACAUAAUUUUUUUUGACACAAAUGGCAAUGACUUAGACUGUCUGGUUCUCUUGUCGUCUCGAUUCCGUUGUUUGGAGCUGACAGCUGCCAUGGGCGGAAAAGAAAUGACAAAAAAACAAACCCAUGCUGUUUUUUUAUAUUAAAAGAGAAUUCUGUUCUUUAUGUAAUUAGAAAAAGAAAUGUUGAACUACUUGUAAGUUUGAAAUUGUACUUAAUGUUGUGCAAUGGAGACUUGCACACUUGGUGUUUUUUAAUUUUGUAUUAACUUAUUUUUUUAGAAAUGAAACAAGGUUUCCAGUUAUCGAACAACUUGAAAAUCAAAAUCCAGUACAGUGCUUUUAUGUGCUUUAUUUCUUCAGAUCACGUUCAGUGGCUUUUACAUAUGACUUCUGGUCUGACUUAAUCAAUUAUUUGACCUUCUUUCUUAUAUGUUGCUGCUUGUAAAGCAGCGUGCUGGCCUUGCUUGCUUUCUGCAGAUUUUGGAAAGCUAUACUAGAAAGCUUCAGCACCUCAUAUGACAACUGAGAAACCGAUACAGAGCUGAAUGAGAAGAAUGGCUGUCCUAUGGUGAUUCUGCUUCUCUAAAGGGAGAAUACCAAAAUAACUGUUUGCAUCACUAAAGAAAGAAAUGUAACAGACAAAUCAGGAGUCAAAUAUUUGACUUUCUCAUUUUCAUAUUGGCACCGUUAUAGAAAAUAAUGUACUGUUUUCCAAAUAGCAGUUUUGUUGUUCUGCAGAGGUAAUGUCCUUCAUUUCUUUACAUGUGUUGCUUUUGAAACAGAUUUUUGUGUUUGCAAAAAGAUUACGCCGUUUUUGCCUCAGGUUUUGAGAGGCUUCUUUUUUUCCCCAUUUUCAGAAAGGAAGGAGCAUGCUAAUAUGAAGGUCAGUAUGUCCUGAAGAACACUUGUGUUGCUUGCCAGCUUUGCUACUGUCUGAAUUGUAGAACUUGUCUUAUUUUUUGCACCUUUGCUGUAUUUUCACAGGUAGAAAAAAUGUUAUUUGAGUCUUAAGUAAUAAAGUGACCUUUUUAGAAAAAUAGAGGUGUGAGG
Molecule: messenger RNA, 1778 nt
Organism: Coturnix japonica (Japanese quail)
Lineage: Eukaryota; Metazoa; Chordata; Aves; Galliformes; Phasianidae
Gene: FKBP14
Product: FKBP prolyl isomerase 14
Molecular function (GO): peptidyl-prolyl cis-trans isomerase activity; calcium ion binding
Source: RefSeq, a predicted model, not a curated record